AUGACAAAACCAUCGUGGAUAUGCGUGAUGUUAUUCACAACACUUAUAUCAGCCCAGCAAUGCUACUAUCCAGACGGCACGGCCAUCACCGACCCAGAUUUGAACGUCUCGUGUGGCCGAGCCAACGAAGCAAGUGCGUGUUGCGGUGCCCGCGACGAAUGCUACACCAAUGGACUGUGUAAGGGGAAUGGCGACGGCUGGCUGAACUGGUUUUGGCGAUAUGGAUGUACUGAUAGAGACUGGAACGCUAAGACAUGUGGGCAUUUUUGCACCCAGUUUGAUCGAUCCGGACGGUCGCUUGUCUUGCAGUGCUCUCAGACCGAGUUCUGUUGCGCGUAUCCUGAUACGGUGUUUUUGAACGUGGAAUCGAAUUACACCUGCUGUCAUGACGAGGAGCGAGUUUUCGAUGCAGGGAAGCCGGUUCAUUUGUCUGGCCCAAGUGUAUAUGUCGAUGGCGUGUAUUCGGAGUUUGAGAAAAGUGAUGGCGCCACAACGACGGCUCCAACAUCUCGAGUGUUUAGCACAUUUACCUCGACGAUUGCUUCCGCCACUCUUACACCAGUCACGCUGAUAAGCUCGUCCCCAACACUGUUUAGCAGUAUGCCUGUACCGUCCGCUUCGCCAUCAACAUCGUCUUCUCCGAACCGUCUCGCCAUAGGAAUUGGAGCUGGUCUAGGCAUUCCCCUCGGUAUCACGUUGACUGCAGGCCUUGCCUUUCUAAUCUGGCGUUACAAGAAUCGUACCAAACCCCAAGGUCCACCUUGUCCGCCGAUGUAUCAAGAAUGGCUACAUCAGCAUGGUUACAAGCAAACAGAUCCCCACGGUCCAUACUUUGCCCCCACUGAACCGCAGGAGAUACAUGGCGCGCAGUUCUAUGAGUUGCCUCUGAGCGGAGCUGAAGCAAUGACGAUGCAACAAGGUCCGCAGGAAUUAGCUGAUGUGUCUCGCACGAAGACGUAG
Molecule: messenger RNA, 960 nt
Organism: Pseudovirgaria hyperparasitica
Lineage: Eukaryota; Fungi; Ascomycota; Dothideomycetes; Acrospermales; Acrospermaceae
Exons: 2
Coding region: 1-960 (319 amino acids)
Source: RefSeq, a predicted model, not a curated record